Momordica charantia (bitter melon) is the source of this 1114-nucleotide messenger RNA. RefSeq names its product cationic peroxidase 1. The record is from RefSeq and is a predicted model, not a curated record. Gene Ontology annotation, biological process: response to oxidative stress; hydrogen peroxide catabolic process. Gene Ontology annotation, molecular function: peroxidase activity; heme binding. Lineage: Eukaryota; Viridiplantae; Streptophyta; Magnoliopsida; Cucurbitales; Cucurbitaceae.
AUGGAUUUUGAGAGCAGCAAAUUGUGGGGGGUCUUGGUGUUUGUUUCAUUGAUAAGUUUGAGCUCCGACGGUUUAUCCACAGACUACUACAAGAGCUCAUGCCCCAAGUUGCUGUCCAUUGUGCGACGUGAAGUUGUGAAAGCAGUGGGCAAAGAGUAUCGAAUGGGAGCCUCGCUCCUUCGCCUCCAUUUCCACGACUGCUUUGUCAAUGGAUGUGACGCGUCAGUGCUGCUGGAUGACACGGCGAACUUCACGGGGGAAAAGACGGCUAUCCCAAAUAAAGAUUCGUUGAGAGGGUUUGAAGUGAUCGACAACAUCAAAACGCUGGUGGAGGCUGCUUGCCCUUCCGUGGUUUCAUGUGCUGAUAUUCUGUCGAUUGCAGCCCGAGACUCGGUUGUGGCACUUGGGGGGCCUUCGUGGGCUGUUGGGCUGGGCCGGAUGGACUCAACCACAGCCAGCUUCGACAGUGCCAACAACGACCUCCCAUCGCCAUUCUUGGACCUUCCCGAUCUCAUCUCUGCCUUCUCCAACAAAGGCUUCUCCACAAAAGAAUUGGUCGCCCUCUCAGGAUCCCACACCAUAGGCCAAGCGAGGUGCUCGAUGUUCCGAGUAAGGGCCCAUAACGAGACCAACAUCGACUCUGAGUUCGCAGCUUCUCUAAGAUCCAACUGCCCAUUCUCCGGAGACGACACCAACAGCAGCAGCAGCCUUUCGUCUCUGGACCUCAAAACCCCAUCGUUGUUCGACAACUAUUUCUUCAAGAACUUGAUUCAGAACAAAGGCCUUCUUCACUCCGACCAAGCCCUCUUCAGCAACGCCUCCGCCGACUCUCACGUCACCACUUACAGCUCCGAUUCCGACGCUUUCUUCUCCGACUUCGCCGCCGCCAUGGUCAAGAUGUCCGAACUCUCCCCACCCUCCGGAGCCGCCGCCCAGAUCCGUUCCGACUGCCGCAAAAUCAACUGACAAACAAACAAACCUCUCAAUGCCAACAAAAUUGGGGACUGUUUAAAUAAUUUGGUCUUGUUCUGUUUCUGUUUCUGCUCUGUUUUCUGUGUUUGUUCUGUUUUCCUUUUGCAAGUUUGUUUCCAUUAAUUCUAAUAAUAAUUCAAGA